AUGCUGAAAGAUCAGAUGUGGAAAUUGGUGCAUGUAUAUCCUGACCAUCGCCGUACUUUAGUAACUGCCAGGCUUGUUAUGAUGGGCCUCAAGUUACGUACUAUUGUUCUGGACAACCUAUCAACACACGUUUGCUGUAUCUACAAAACCGAACCAUGUUACUUUCCAGCCACUAUCGAAACUUUUGCACGCGAUUUUGGUAUGCUUCUCGGGGUAACAUCGCAAAUCAAGCAACCUGUGUGUUCCACUGUGAAAGCUCUUGAAGCAGACAAGCCCAUCGAAAGCUCUAAUUAUGAAACAACCACAAACAAACCUGAACUACUACUUCCUUGUCCAAUGUCGCCCAAAAAAGCAGCAAAAACUAUUUAA
This is a messenger RNA of Zychaea mexicana, 369 nucleotides long. RefSeq lists its product as uncharacterized. The coding region runs from base 1 to 369 and encodes 122 amino acids. The transcript is spliced from 2 exons. The record is from RefSeq and is a predicted model, not a curated record. Lineage: Eukaryota; Fungi; Mucoromycota; Mucoromycetes; Mucorales; Lichtheimiaceae.